GAGAGAGACAUGUGAAGCACAACGGCAUGAAUCACAUUUCAGUGUUUAUCCUGUCUAGUUGUGUGUCAUUGAUGAGAAUUGAGAUCAUAGUUCCAGAACAACAGGGUUUUUGUUUCUGCAUCGUUAGAGACUGAUGGUGGGGAAGAAGAGAUCUAUAAAGCAUGUCACGGACAACGGAGAAGAGAAUCUCUCAGUUCCACCAGGAUUUGUGUCAUUGACAUCUCUGACAUUGAAGAAGAUAGUAACUGGUCAGGAUGCUGCUACAGAAGGGGAGUGUGGACCUCGGUUAGUUGGUGUUCCUGUUAGCAAUUCUGACAUCGAAAGGUUUAAGACCUCAUUCUUACAGAGACCUUGGAUAUCUCAUGGCCAAUUUGAGCAUGUUCGGCAUCAAGAUGACUCUGAACAGAUUGAAGUUAAUCUGGUCAAAGUUCCAGUUGGUGUUCCCCUCCCCAAAGGAGUGAUACGGGGAUGUGAAGACUGCCAUGACUGUGUGAAGGUUACUGCAAGAUGGCAUCCUGAAGAUUCAUAUUUGCCUGGGGUUGAUGAUGCUCCGGUGUUCAGACCCACUGAAGAGGAGUUCAAGGAUACUCUGAAAUACAUAGCCAAUAUACGACCAAGAGCAGAGAGUUAUGGAAUUUGCCGCAUUGUUCCUCCUCCUUCCUGGAGACCUCCAUGCCUUCUGGAAAAUAAAGAGAUAUGGGAAGCUUCAAAAUUUAGCACAUAUGUUCAAAAGAUUGAUGGGCUCCAGAAUUUGCUUUUAAAGAGAAAAGUAUCUAGGUUGCAUGAAAAUAUGGAAACUGAAAUGCCAAAAGAUGCAGCAAUUUUGGAGCUUGAUAAAGCAUUUGAUUUAGUUUCUGAUUUCGAGAGGGGGCCUGAAUUCACCCUGAAAAGCUUUAAAAAGUAUGCUGAUGAUUUCAAGGUACAAUAUUUUCGUGAGAAUGACACAGUGAUUGCAACUGGCCAAAAUCAGAGAGAACCGCUAAUUGCAAGAGUUGAGAGCGAAUAUUGGCGAAUAGUGGAGAAUCCAAGUGAAGAAAUAGAGGUACUUUUUGGUACUGACUUGGCUAAUCAAACAAUACCAAGUGGAUUUCCUGUUGCAGCCAGUAGAGCAACAAAUAUGGGUAAAUAUAAUGAAUAUGUGAAAUCCGGGUGGAACUUGAAUAAUACCGCGAAUCUCUAUGGUUCCCUUCUUCAAUUUGGGUGCUACAAUUCAUCCACCAUUUCCGUUCCUCAAAUGUUCAUCGGGAUGUGCUUUGCCUCACAGUGCUGGCGAAAUGAAGAUCACCAUUUGUAUUCAUUAUCUUACUUGCACAUGGGUAGCCCUAAAGUAUGGUAUUCUAUCCCAGGGAAGUAUUGCUUCAAGUUUGCGGAAGUUGUGAAGAAACGGUUUCCAAAGUUUUCAAAACAUCCCAAGUUGCUCCAUGAGAAUGUUGCCCAACUCUCCCCCUCAAUGCUAAUCGCCGAGGGGAUUCCUGUGUUCCGUUGUCUGCAAAACCCCUUGGAAUUUGUCGUCACAUUCCCUGGAGCUUACCAUUCAGAAUUUAGUUGUGGGUUUAAUUGUUCAGAAGCUGUGUGUAUUGCUCCUGUAGACUGGUUACCACAUGGCCAGAACAUAACAGAAAUAUACGCUGGAUAUUGUUUGAAGACGUCACUCUCCCAUGAUAAGCUGCUGUUAGGAGCAGCCAUGGCAGCUGUGGUUUCUCUCUGGGAUUCUUUUGCAAACAAAAGCUUCAACUCCAAUAUUCGUCUUUGGAGAAGUGUGUGUGGAAAGGAUGGAAUCUUAACAAGAUUGCUUAAGCUUCGUGUUAAAAAUGAAGGCACAAGGAGGAAAUACCUAUGCAACACGUCGAUGUCUAGAGCAAUGGGUGAAUGUGAUGUUGCCACUAAACGGGAAUGCUGUAUAUGCUUUUAUGAUUUAUACCUUUCUGCCGUGGCCUGUUCAUGCUCCCCGAAUAGAUAUUCUUGCCUGCGCCACGUAAAGCAGCUCUGUUCUUGUGGUUGGAGAGCCAAAGAGUUUCUCUUGAGAUAUGAAAUUAGAGAGUUGGAGUUCCUGGUUGAGGCUCUGGAAGGGAACUUGAAAGCACUGCACAGGUGGGCUAAGAGUAUACAGCAACUCGUUUCCGGCCAUGCUCAAAAGAAUCCCAACGCCACUUCAUCAAAUGGCACAAGUCGUGAUUUGGCCAACGGGAUGGGCAGCAAUGCUUCCGGUCUUGUCAUGCCGGGGGAAGGCUAAGGAAGAGCGCAGAGCCGCGUCUCCACCUCUUAUUACGAGUUUGCAGACUGUUGUGCAUCAGUCUGGUAGAAAACGAUCAGAAAUAUGUCCAAAUCAUAUUAUCUUGAGCGACGACGAUGAUUGAACCACCUCAAAUCUCCUUACCUUUGUAAGUUAAUACGCCUACACACAUCGUCAUCUGGAAUCUUGAGCUCCUUUGCUCUUGUAAUUUAAUUAAUACAUGCAGAUUAGCUGUCUGAAUUCCAUAAUUUUGGAAGUGGUCUUGUUCUCCGCA
Messenger RNA from Salvia miltiorrhiza (redroot sage), 2507 nucleotides. Its product is annotated as putative lysine-specific demethylase JMJ16. The transcript is spliced from 8 exons. NCBI's taxonomy places the organism in Eukaryota, Viridiplantae, Streptophyta, Magnoliopsida, Lamiales, Lamiaceae. The record is from RefSeq and is a predicted model, not a curated record. Gene Ontology annotation, molecular function: histone H3K4me/H3K4me2/H3K4me3 demethylase activity. Gene Ontology annotation, biological process: chromatin remodeling. Bases 134 to 2233 code for a protein of 699 amino acids. Gene Ontology annotation, cellular component: nucleus.